This is a messenger RNA of Daphnia pulicaria, 925 nucleotides long. RefSeq names its product gustatory and pheromone receptor 39a-like. Gene Ontology annotation, biological process: sensory perception of taste. The transcript is spliced from 4 exons. Gene Ontology annotation, cellular component: dendrite; axon; neuronal cell body. The coding region runs from base 185 to 664 and encodes 159 amino acids. The record is from RefSeq and is a predicted model, not a curated record. Lineage: Eukaryota; Metazoa; Arthropoda; Branchiopoda; Diplostraca; Daphniidae.
UUACAACAUUAAAACAAAUAUACAAAGAGCGCCGCAUGUAUCCGCGUACCAGAUUUAUCUGAUUUCUUUUGCUUUAUUUGCCAAGAUAUUGCCAAUCAGCGCAUUAGUUUUAUUCGGCUCUUUGGUUUGGCAGAGUGCCGCCUUUUACAGAGAAAUUCAACAGGAUGUUGAGAGGAAAUUGAAGAUGAAGAAGGAAAACAUUGGCAAAUGGAAGCGCAGUCUAAAUUUAGUCGACGAAUUAGUCGACCGAAUUAACGAAUGUUUCGGUCUGAUCCUGUUGGUGUCGAUCGCCCACUUUUUCGUCGAGUUUAUUGCACGUUCGUUUUACAUCAUCAGCUGCUUUUUAAGGAACCAACUGGAUUUGAUUGACAUGAUAACCAUGUCAUCAAGGAUCUUUCUUCUGUGGUACUUCGUCUGUUGUCCCUCAAAAGUUCAGGACAACGCUGUCCAAGUGGCCAUUUCCCUUCGUAAAGUCGAUUACGUUGACAUUCAUCUGAAAAAUGAAAUCUCUUUCUUAACAACGGACAUAAUUCAGAACCUACCCGGAGUUUCCGCCUUGGGAUAUUUCGAAGUCAACGCUCAGUUAAUACCAAAGUUGAUUGCAACUACUUUGACAUACCUGGUGAUUCUCUGUCAGUUUCAAAGUUCUGAAAAUAAUGAUUGAAUACUUCCAGGAAUACCUUGCAGUUCAGCAGCACUUCAAAAUGUUGGGCUUGUUUGUCAUAUACUGCUUAAUAGAGCUCUGUAAAAGCGAUUAGUUUAGAGCGCCAAUUUAGUACGGUAUUUGGCGAGCGUUCUUUGGCCACCUCCUUUUUUAUGCGACUAUUUUUCAAGAAUCGUCAAGAAUGUAAUGUAUUGGAGAAAUUAACUUGUUGUACCCAUCUAGAUUGUUAAGAUGUUCACUGCUUGCUGAUUAAAUUUUUAA